AUGCAGAACACCAAUGAGAAGGUCGGUUUCUUCUCCUGGAGCCGACAUCUCCGACGACAUGGGAGCGGGUCAGCCAAUACUCGUGGUCAUGGCGAUCUCGAGCCACAUCAGUUUCAAAUUCCCAGUCGGGUGAAAGAGCGUCGGCACAUAGUCACCGACGAGCUCACGGAGUUGACGAGCACUUUCAACGAGAUGUCCGAUGAGCUCGUGAUUCAGUAUAAUCGUUUGGAAGAGCGAGUAGCAGAGCGCACUCGUGAGCUGGAGAAAGCCAAGGUUGCGGCGGAAACGGCCAACGAAAGCAAAACACUUUUUAUUGCAAACAUUUCCCAUGAGCUGAAGACGCCGUUAAAUGGCAUCCUUGGUAUGUGCGCAGUGUGCAUGGGCGAAGAUGACCUCCCGAGGAUCAAGAAGUCUCUUCAAACAGUAUACAAGUCUGGUGAUUUGCUACUGCAUCUUCUGAACGAUUUGUUGACCUUUAGCCGGAACCAAGUCGAUCAGGCUAUUCGGCUGGAGGAGAAGGAGUUCAAAAUGUCGGAUAUACGAUCACAGCUGGCAAUUAUUUUCCAGAAUCAAGUUCAAGAGAAACAAAUAUCGUUCAGCAUAAAAUUCUGCGAGCCAGAAACUCCCCGUAUUAGUGACACCCCGGAAGACGCAGCUCGAACGCCUGGACCUGUGCUGGGGCCUCCUGGAACCGGCCGACUGAAAGACAUGGUGCUCUGGGGUGACCAGCACCGCAUCUUACAGAUCUUGAUCAAUCUGGUGGGCAACAGUCUCAAAUUUACGCCGGAGGAAGGCACUGUCGCUGUCCGUAUCAAAUGUCUUGGAGAGGAUCAUCCGCGCCCGAUCAGUUCACAGCCGGCCUCCCGACCUCUUUCGCGCUGGCGAUCACGCGGUUCUUCGCGGGUAAGCUCAAGGCCUAGAGCCUCGGUCGAGAAUCCACGGGAUGGGGGAGAUGAGAGUCCAGACUCGCCGCCUCCCAAUGUACGCCAUCUGGUUUUCCAAUUCGAGGUUGAGGAUACGGGACCUGGCAUUCCAGGUCAUCUGCAGCAGCGCGUUUUCGAGCCCUUUGUUCAGGGUGACCUUCGCUUAAAUCGCAAAUAUGGUGGUACGGGACUCGGUCUGAGUAUCUGUUCGCAACUUUCCAAGUUGAUGGGUGGAAAUAUCUUGCUCGAAAGUGAGCAGGGCAGAGGAACGUUGUUUUCGGUGCGACUUCCGCUAGGGUUCGUUAAAGAGUCCGCGCCUAGCACGACCACCUCCAGCAUCGCAGGAUCAAGAACCUCCAGCGUAUUUUCGCUAGAUGAGUUGGCGACGGUUGCAAGAGCGCCGUCCAACCAUAGCAUUGCAGCCACUCACGACUCGAGCACGAAUCUUUCCGAGAAGCAGGAUACUCAACCACGGUUGGUCGGUCUAAGCCAGCCAUUUUUUGCACCGCCUGUCCACCCUACCAACGAUGACGAGCCGAGAAAAAUUCGUGCUCUGGUGGCCGAGGAUAAUGUGGUGAAUCAGGAAGUUGUCCUCAGGAUGCUAGCCCUCGAAGAAGUCUACGAUGUGACAGUGGUCAAAGAUGGUCAGGAGGCCUAUGACACGGUCAAGGCGAACAUGGAGGAGGGCAAGGUGUUUGACUUGAUUUUUAUGGAUAUCCAGAUGCCUAACCUGGACGGCAUCCAGAGUACUCGUCUCAUUCGACAGAUGGGUUACUCCGCGCCAAUUGUGGCGCUUAGUGCAUUCUCGGAAGACAGUAAUAUCAAAGACUGCAUGAACUCCGGAAUGGACAUGUUUAUCAGCAAACCUAUUCGACGACCCGCUCUGAAGCAGGUCCUGCGCAAGUUCACAACCAUUCCUGAAGAGCCUGAGAAACCGCACACGUAA
Messenger RNA from Aspergillus calidoustus, 1869 nucleotides. The record is from the annotation of a GenBank genome assembly. Lineage: Eukaryota; Fungi; Ascomycota; Eurotiomycetes; Eurotiales; Aspergillaceae.